Messenger RNA from Solanum verrucosum, 1380 nucleotides. RefSeq lists its product as uncharacterized. The coding region runs from base 1 to 1380 and encodes 459 amino acids. The record is from RefSeq and is a predicted model, not a curated record. The transcript has 4 exons. NCBI's taxonomy places the organism in Eukaryota, Viridiplantae, Streptophyta, Magnoliopsida, Solanales, Solanaceae.
AUGGAUAAGUUUCUCAUCAAGUUACCAAAGCCAAAAGAUGGCCAACCAAGUUCUAGCUCUAAUCAACCAUUUGUGAGUUCACAAGUUGCUCCGGAAGUUCAAAGACAUACAAAUUCUUUUCCACUUUCAAAUAUGGAUAAUAUGCUUGAUUUUAAAUCUCUUGAAGCAGAUCCCAAAGAUCGAAUGCCUAUUUCAUCUUAUGGUCCUAAUAUUCGAGAUGCGGUAAGGAGGAUGCAAGAUUUGAAAAACCAACGACAAUCGAUCCAAUCUUCUUUUGACAAGCAAAGUGAAAAGGCAAGAAGUGAUUAUCUGAUGCGUUUAAAUGCCUCAAUUGAUGUAGCAAGAUUUCUCUUGACAUCGGGAUUUCCAUUUCGUGGACAUGAUGAAAGUGAAGGUUCCGAAUAUAAGGGUGCUUUUCUUGAACUUUUGAAAUGGUAUGGGGAUAGAAGUUUUGAUGUGGGAAGAGUAAUAUUAAGUAAUGCUCCACAAAAUGAUAUGAUGAUUUGUCCGACAAUUCAAAAAGAUAUUGUGGAGGCUUGUGCUAAAGAAACAACUAAGGCUAUCAUUGAAGACUUGGACGGUGAUUAUUUUGGAAUAUUAGUUGAUGAAUCAAAGGAUGUUUCUCAUAAGGAGCAAAUGGCUCUAAUUUUGAGAUAUGUCAACAAAAGUGGAAUGGUGGAUAUGAAACGUGAUUGUCCAUAUCAUCUUGAUAGAUUUGCGGCGGAAAAUCUUUUGAGCAAGAUUCAUGAAUUUGAAUUUGUCUUUAUGUUGCACUUGAUGUUUAAGGUGUUGCUAUUGACGAAUGAGUUGAAUAAAGUUUUACAAAAGAAAGAUCAAGAUAUCGUUAAUGCUAUAGGAUUGCUUGACCUUACAAAGAAACGAUUGCAAAUGAUGAGAGAGGAUGAAUGGGACUCUAUGAUGAAUGAGGUUAGCUUAUUUUAUGGUAAACAUGGAAUUUCAAUUCCCAAAAUGAAUGAAGACUACUCUAAUGGAAAGUCGAAGCGUAAGAGGUUCAAUAUUUCAUAUUUGCAUCACUUUCGUGUGGAAGUAUUUUAUGCCGUCAUUGAUUUGGCACUUCAAGAACUCAAUAAUCAUUUUGAUAUGGUGACUAGUGACUUGCUCCUCGGUAUGGCUAGUUUGAGUCCGGUUGAUUCAUUUGCUAAUUUUCACAAGGAUAGGAUAAUGAAACUAGUUGAGUACUACCCAAUGUACACAAAGAUGUCAUUACCAAAGAAAAUAUUAGGAGGCUUGGAGGGCAACAUGCUUGUUGGUGUUUCUGUAUUGGACGGAAUGCUUUGUGCUUAUUCUAGCUAUGGUCAUGCUAGUAACCGUGCUUUUGAAAUAUGGGUAUUGAAAGACUAUGGUAUCAAUGAAUCUUGA